Messenger RNA from Triticum urartu, 1827 nucleotides. RefSeq names its product cytochrome P450 71A1-like. The record is from RefSeq and is a predicted model, not a curated record. Gene Ontology annotation, molecular function: oxidoreductase activity, acting on paired donors, with incorporation or reduction of molecular oxygen; monooxygenase activity; iron ion binding. Lineage: Eukaryota; Viridiplantae; Streptophyta; Magnoliopsida; Poales; Poaceae.
UGAUCCAAAAUGGAAACCACCACCACGAUUACAUUUCCAUUCACACUGCAAGUUGCCACGCUAAUUCUCAGUGUGUGCGUGUGCAUACUGCUGCUGCUAUUGCGUACCCAAACCAAGAAGCAUCCCGCCGACCAACGACUCCCGCCCUCGCCACCGCGCCUGCCGAUCGUCGGCAACCUCCACCAACUCGGCGCGCUCCCACACCGCGCCCUGCACGCGCUCGCCGUGGCGUACGGACCCGUCAUGCUGCUCCACCUCGGCCGCGUGCCAACCCUGGUCGUCUCCUCCGCCGACGCGGCGAGAGAAGUGCUCCAGCUGCAGGACCAUGCCUUCGCCAGCCGGCCGUCGCUCGCCAUCCCGAGUCGUCUCCUCUACGGCUGCACCGACAUCGCCUUCGCGCCCCACGGCGCCUACUGGCGCAGCGUGCGCAAGCUCGCCGUGCUCCACCUCCUGAGCCCCGGCAGGGUGCGCGCCUACCGCGGCGUGCGCGAGGAGGAGGUGGCCAAGCUGGUACGGACGGUGGAGGAGGAACGAGCGCAAGGCGGCGGCGUGGUGCGGCUCAGCGAACUCCUGGGCGGCUUCGCCAAGGAUGUGAACGGGCGGAUUGUGCUCGGGGUGCGCGCCUCGGGCGCAGCCGGGUGGCGUGCCAAGGUGGACGCGCUGCUGGAGGAGGCCAACGCCCUCCUCGGGGCGUUCCACGUCGGCGACUACUUCCCGUGGCUGGCGUGGGUGGCCGCCGUCGACGGGACGGACGCCAAGGUGAGCAGGGCGUUCGAGAGGAUCGAUCGGAUCCUCGAGGAAAUCGUCGACGUUGCCGCGACCACCGGCGUGGGAGGUUGCCGUCGCGAGGACGAGGCGUUCGUGCAUGUGCUGCUGUCGCUUCAGAGAGAAUCGAGCGAGACAGGGUUUCGCUUGAGCAGGGACAACGUCAAGGCACUACUAGAGGAUUUGUUCGGAGCAGGGACAGACUCGACCAUCAUCGUCCUCGAAUGGGUCAUGGCCGAGCUUCUCCGCAACAAGCCAGUGAUGCAGAAGCUACAACAAGAAAUCAGGCGCCACUAUACCAAGACUAGUCACUUACUAAUGAUUACUGAGCAAGACCUUCCAGUGAUGGAGUACCUUAGGGCCGUUAUCAAGGAGACGAUGCGGUUGCACCCACCUGGGCCUCUUCUUGUUCCCCGUGAGUCUAUGCAACACGCGAGGGUCCAAGACUAUCACGUCCCUAGUGGGACUCGGGUCAUUGUGAAUGCAUGGGCCAUCGGGAGAGACCCUGCAGCAUGGGAGCAUGUCGGAGAGUUCUGGCCGGAGCGGUUUAUCAACAGCAAGGUGGACUUUCGCGGGCAACAUUCCCAACUCAUACCUUUCAGUGCAGGUAGGAGGAUGUGCCCCGGGAUAGGGUUCACAACCACUGUCGUGGAGCUCACGCUUGCUAACCUUGUGGGGCACUUCGACUGGGCGAUUCCAACGUCGGUGGUGGUGGUGGAUAUGGAAGAGGCGCCAGGAAUCACGUCACGAAAGAGGGUGCCAAUUUACGUCGUGGCGACAGUGGCACUUCAUGAGUAACCCAGGUUACAUAUGCACCAAUGUUCUUGAACAUGUUCAAUUAUAUUUGUACGUGUAGAUUAGAUGUUAGAUUUGUGCUUGGAGUACAACACUAUGAGCAACCCACGGUAAUAGGUUACAUGCGUUAUUGUUGUUCAUACGUGAGUUGGUUAUAUGUUGGACCUUUUCUUCGCCAUAUGUAAUUACAUGUUAGACUUGCGUGUGGGUAGGAUGUUGUUGAGAUAACAUAUGUGUAUGUUGUUGAAAAUGUGUUGAAUAUGUGUG